ACUACAUUUGCAAUGGUGGCCACGCAAGUAUUGCGAGUCAUUCAAUCAAACAUAAGAAAAAUCGGUUUGAAGGAAUAAAUACACAGCGAGUAUAUAAAUCCCUUUCCCUGCAUUUGGCGGUGGUCCAACGCUGCAAGUUUGCAAGGUAGGCUAUGUGGCUUCGGCUGGGUUGAACGAGAAGAUUCGACGUUUAUUUAGACAUUACGCAUGAAGAACCCUUCUGCACUCACCAUAUAAGGAUUUGAAACAUAUUUAUUUAUUUAAAACAUGGCCAUGGGUUUAAAACAGGCUUCAAAUAUAUGAAUACUGUGUGUUCUGAUUUGCCUUUUAAUUUUCAUAUUACUGAUUUCCAAACUACGUUUAUUUUACAUUGAAGCCCAACAUUGUUCUAAAUGAGCCUCGUUGUUUGUUGUUGAUAAGCCUUGUAGAAGCAGUGUGCCCAUGCAAUAGACAAAUCCCUUCCCGACCCCCUCAAGUAAUCCCCCAUUUAGUUAGAUUUUGGGAGGAAACGCCACUGCACUCACAAUUGACACAUUGUAUCAACCUGCGCCAGUGUGAUGCAGCAGUUGUUACAUUGUUAUGCUGUUAAUUUGUUGCACAAUGUAGCUACAUACUGUAUCCUGGCAUACAUAGUGUCUGAUAAGGGGAUAUCGUAGGGGUCUGCCCCCUGACUAUAAUUUCAUGUGUUUUCAAUGUGUAUCUGUCAGGGUUGGGCUAAAUUCGAAUUGAAGGCAGUCAAUUCAGGAAAUCAACAAAAAUGACAAUCCAAUAAUUGAAACAAAUUGCAUUUAUUUUAAAUAACUUCUCAAUAAACUGAAAAGUAGAAGCUAUUUAUUUCAAAAGUUUUUAAACUUCCUGAAUUGACUGCCUUCAAUUCGAAUUGAACCCAACCCUGGUAUCUUUGUAGGCUAUAUAUUCAGUGUUACAGGGAUGGAUUGCUUUCCCCCUGAGUCAUGGCAUCAAUCCCAAAAUAGCCUGGACCAAAUAUAACACACCACAUUCCCAUAAUCUUGAAACCGAUUUUAUACCAUUUAGCUACUAUGGUAACCAGAAUGUAAAUAUGCAAAAUUCAACCACAAGGUGUAUCUGUACAAAUAUAUUAUUUGACCAUGAGAUUUUUCCUAUAUUUGCAGACCGGUGUGUGAUGUCUGUAUGAGGUGUGUGUUGCAGCGUGUGUUGGUGUGUGAGGGGUGUGUGUGUGGUAUGUGUGAGGUCCAGACAUGGUAAAGCUGGAGCUAGAUCAGGUGGUAAUGAGGAGGAUGAGGGAGGAUGACAUCGAGACUGUCAAAGCUAUCAUCAAGGUGUGUGUUUUAUCCUCAAAGUUAUGCACGCAUGCACACACACACUGCAAGCCUGAGUUAUGCUCUGUCUCUACACUCUUAGAAUAAAAAGUGCUAUCUAGAACCUAAAAGGGUUCUUCGGCUGUCUCCAUAGGAAAACCCUUUGGAGAACCCUUUUUUAUGUACACUACCAUUCAAAAGUUUGGGGUCACUUAGAAAUGUCCUUGUUUUCGAAAGAAAAGCAUUUUUUUUGUCCAUUAAAAUAACAUCAAAUUGAUCAGAAAUACAGUGUAGACCUUGUUAAUGUUGUAAAUGGCUAUCGUAGCUGGAAACGGCUGAUUUUUAAUGGAAUAUCUACAUAGGCGUACAGAGGCCCAUUAUCAGCAACCAUCAGUCCUGUGUUCCAAUGGCACGUUGUGUUUGCUAAUCCAAGUCUAUCAUUUUAAAAGGCUAAUUGAUCAUUAGAAAACCCUUUUGCAAUUAUGUUAGUACAGCUGAAAACUGUUGUGCUGAUUAAAGAAGCAAUAAAACUGGCCUUCUGAAUCUGGAGCAUCAGCAAUUGUGGGUUCGAUUACAGGCUCAAAAUGGCCAGAAACAAAUAACUUUCUUCUGAAACUCGUCCGUCUAUUCUUGUUCUGAGAAAUGAAGGCUAUUCCAUGCAAGAAAUUGCCAAGAAACAACGCUGUGUACUACUCCCUUCACAGAACAGCGCAAACUGGCUCUAACCAGAAUAGAAAGAGGAGUGGGAGGCCCGGGUGCACAACUGAGCAAAAGCACAAAUACAUUAGUGUCUAGUUUGAGAAACAGAUGCUUCACAUGUCCUCAACUGGCAGCUUCAUUAAAUUGUAUCCGCAAAACACCAGUCUCAACGUCAACAGUGAAGAGACGACUCCGGGAUGCUGACCUCUAGGCAGAGUUGCAAAGAAAAAGUCCAGUGUCUGUGUUCUUUUGCCCAUCUUAAUCUUUUAUUUUUAUUGGCCAGUCUGAGAUAUGGCUUUUUCUUUGCAACUCUGCCUACAAUUUAAUGAAGCUGCCAGUUGAGGACCUGUGAAGCGUCUGUUUUUCAAACUAGACACUAAUGUAUUUAUGGUCUUUGCUCAGUUGUGCACCGGGGCCUCCCACUCCUCUUUCUAUUCUGGUUAGAGCCAGUUUGCGCUGUUCUGUGAAGGGAGUAGUACACAGCGUUGUUUCUUGGCAAUUUCUCGCAUGGAAUAGCCUUCAUUUCUCAGAACAAGAGUAGACUGACGAGUUUCAGAAGAAAGUUAUUUGUUUCUGGCCAUUUUGAUCCUGUAAUCGAACCCACAAUUGCUGUGUGAUGCGUGUGAUAGAAGGAGUCAGGCGCAGGAGAGUAAUACGCAUCCAAAGAGUUUAUUCCAUCGAUAAACAGUUGCGCAAGCAUGCGACAACAACACUCAGGCACAGGGGAAAAUUCUACCCUGGCAACAAUAAGGUAAGGGUAGUUCAACCAAGCUACACACAGCUCACAACAAACAAUCACACACACAGACAAGGCAGUAGAGGGAACACUUAUACAAUGACUAAUUGGGGAUAAGGACCAGGUGUGUGUGAUUAAUUAGACAAGACAAGUGGAGUGAUGAUAAAUGGAUCGGCAGCAGCUAGUAAGCCGGUGACGAAGAACGCCGAAACCUGCCCGAACAAGGAGGGGAGGCAGUUUUAUUGCUUCUUUAAUCAGCACAGCAGUUUUCAGCUGUGCUAACAUAAUUGUAAAAGGGUUUUCUAAUGAUCAAUUAGCCUUUUAAAAUGAUAAACUUGGAUUAGCAAACACAACAUGCCAUUGGAACACAGGACUGAUGGUUGCUGAUAAUUGGCCUUUGUACGCCUAUGUAGAUAUUCCAUUAAAAAUCAGCCGUUUCCAGCUACAAUAGCCAUUUACAACAUGAACAAUGUCUACACUGUAUUUCUGAUCAAUUUGCUGUUAUUUUUUGUGGACAGAAAAUUGCUUUUCUUUUGAAAACAAUGACAUUUCUAAUUGACCCCAAACUUUUGAAUGGUAGUGUAUAUUAGGCAUUUUAUGGUUAUCACUCAAACUCACCUUUCGAUCUCUGUCCCCCCCCCCCCCCCCCCCCCCCCUCUCUCUCUCGCUCUCUCUCCUUUCCCCCCCCUCCCUCCCUCCCUCCCUUGCUCUCUGUCUCUCUCUCUCCUUCCCCCCCUCUCUCUCUCUCUCUCUCUGUAGGAGGGUUGUCAGGGCACAGAAAACCGUCUGAUCCUCCACAUCCUGACUCGUCCUGUCUGCCUCCUACUCCUGGCUACCGUCUCUUCUGUCCUCCGCUGCUUCCUUCACUCCUUCAUCCUGGCCCUCAUCAUUCCUGUCUUCCUGCUCAUCGUCUACCUCAAGUUCACCAUGCCACGCUCCACAGGGGUGCUGGGUACCAGCCGGCCCUACUGGGACUAUGUGGGGAGCAGUUACCGAGGGGCGCAGGACGAGACCCUCCCCAACCCCUAUAGCAGGAUCAGUGGGAAACCCCCGCCGGCAAAAGUAGGUUUCAUAUAGUACAUCUCCUUUUCUUUGACUUAAGGUACUGUAUGUUGUGGAUGUUACAUGUAUGCAUUGCUCAGUUUUACUACAGUGUUUUAGAGAUUUUGACUUUUAGUGCUUUGGGCUGAGUUGCUGCACAAAUAAAGUUGAUUAUUAUCUGUCAUUAAAGGGCAAGGCCAGACGGAGGACCAAACCCAAGGCAGAGGACAAGGACAAAGACUUGUCUCCUGAGAUCGUAGACGUGGAGAGGGAGAAGGCAGCAGGGCAGGUGUGGGUGGCGGACUGUGAGGGGGAGAUCGUGGGCUGUGUGUCCAGGGAGGGUGACUGUCGUCUGGGGAUGAGGAGGUUCUGCAGGGUGGUGGUGGGGUGCUGGUACCGCCGGGAGGGCCUGGGCAGACUGCUGGUCCAGAGUCUGGAACAGAGGGAGAGGCAGACGGGGGCCAGGAGGGUCUACGCCCACGUCCCCUACCCCUCUGCAGUAGGAGAGGCCUUCUUCAGGAAGCUGGGCUACCGGCUGCAGGGGGAGGUGGGCUACGACGGGGAGGAAGAGGAGGAGGAUGAAGAGCAGCCGGAGAGGACAUUUCUGGGCUUCCAUGUCACCAAGGUGUUUGUCAAAGACCUCAAAUGAUGGAGGAGACACAACGAAGGGAAUGUGGAAAAUACCAAAGGGAAAAAGAGGAGGAGGAGGAGGAG
Coregonus sp. 'balchen' is the source of this 4470-nucleotide messenger RNA. The record is from the annotation of a GenBank genome assembly. Lineage: Eukaryota; Metazoa; Chordata; Actinopteri; Salmoniformes; Salmonidae.